AUGCGCACGGAGUUGCAGUCCAUCAGGGAGGAGCGAGAUCGACUCCGCUGUGAGCUUGUUGAUACUCGUGCAGAGCUUGCAGAUUACAGAGAGCUUCAGAACUUUAAGAGAUAUGACGGGACCAAGGACCCGAGGCAUCAUCUCCGCCACUACCAAAGCAAGAUGUUGCAGUACUGGGACUACGAGGAAUUCAUAAUCCAGACAUUCCAGGACAGUCUCAUGGGACCAGCAUUGGAUUGGUUCAUGACGCUAAAAGCAGAGGACGUCCCAACUUGGGCGGACCUCCCUCACAAGUUCCUCGAUCAGUACCACUUUAGUGCGGAGACACCCCCUACGCUCCUAGAGCUGAGCACCAUGGAGAUGAAGGAUAAUCAGGCUUUUGAAGCCUACGCAACAGAAUGGAGGGGGGAAGCAGCGAAGCAUAUCCCUCUGAUCAGUGAGAUUCAGCAAGUUCAACUGUUCCAUUCCACGCUAAAAGGUAUAUACUACUCGCACCUCUUAUCUCACGCCUCCUCAUUCUUCAAGCUUAUUGAAGCCGGGAAGAAGCUCGACAUGGACAUCAAGUUGGGGAGGAUCGAGGGACCGACUAGUAAGGGGGAAGGGGAGGCACCGAAGAAGCAAGCAACCGGUACCUUCAGAAGGGCCAAGGAUGCCAUCGUUAGUGCUGUCAACCCGGGGCAUCAACCCCCGCAGCAAUUUCCGGUGAACUACACACCUGCACCUUCGGCUCCUCAAACAUAUGCACGCCUCGUGUCUUAUGCUCCACCCUACCAGCCACAACAAGCAUAUUAUCCGACCCCGCCACUCAUCAUUUAG
Messenger RNA from Punica granatum (pomegranate), 816 nucleotides. NCBI's taxonomy places the organism in Eukaryota, Viridiplantae, Streptophyta, Magnoliopsida, Myrtales, Lythraceae. The record is from RefSeq and is a predicted model, not a curated record.